AUGGACCAGUGGCAGAGAACUAAUUGGCCUCCAAUUAAACCUCCUCCAUAUAAGAAGAAAUCUGGAAGACCCAAGAAAUCAAGGAACAAAGAACCAACUGAGGUUGAAGUACCUGCUCCAGUUCCUCCAAACCCUUUGCCUUCAUAUUACAAUCCACCACCUAUUAAGUUGAGAAGUAUUUAUGUCAAGACAAGAUGCUCUAUUUGUGGCCAUGAGGGACAUAAUAAGACUUGGCAUGCCUUUCCUAAUCAGCUCAACCAAGGAACAUUUGGCUCUUCUACAGUCCAUGGGGCACCUAAUCAGCCCAACCCAACUAGAGGCAUAUGGAGAGGUAGAGGUAUUACUACAGGAAUAGGGAGAGGAAAUGGGAGAGGACAAAUGCCAAAUGGAAAAGGAAAUGUUGGAAAUUGGAUAACAGAAAUGCCAAACAAGCCAUCAUCAUCACAACCACUCCCAUCAUCAUUACAACCACUCUCUUACACUGGAGCUACAUCAUCAUCAUCACAACCACCCAAGUCUCCUACCAAGAGAUUCAAGUCUCCUGCCAAUAAGCUUAGACCAUGGAUGUUUUGA
Messenger RNA from Prunus armeniaca (apricot), 573 nucleotides. NCBI's taxonomy places the organism in Eukaryota, Viridiplantae, Streptophyta, Magnoliopsida, Rosales, Rosaceae. The record is from the annotation of a GenBank genome assembly.